UCUGUUAAAUCGGAAAUGGAGGAGCAAAAGGAGGAAUGCCAGCUGAGCCCUGAGGAAGAGUAUCUGCAGGUGCUACUGCAGAUGAAGAUGACAAGUGCUGAUCAGUUUGACAACUUGGAGAAGCAUACACAGUGGGGGAUCGAAUUUGUGGAGAAGUACACCAAAUUCGUUAAAGAGAGAUCGGAGAUUGAAACCAACUAUGCAAAACAAAUUAGGAAUUUAUCAAAGAAGUAUCAACCCAAGAAGAACUCACGAGAAGAGGAAGAGAGCAAGUACACCUUCUGUCGAGCCUUCCUGACGACACUUAACGAAUUAAAUGACUACGCGGGUCAACACGAGGUCAUAGCGGAGAACCUGACGUCUCAAAUCAUCACUGAGCUUUCACGCUACCUGCAGGAGCUCAAGGCCGAGAGAAAAUCGCACUUCCAUGAUGGGCGUAAGGCACAGCAACACAUUGAGAGCUCGUGGAAACAGCUGGAAUCAUGUAAAAGAAGGUUUGAGAGAGACUGCAAAGAGGCAGACAGAGCACAGCAAUACUUUGAGAAGAUGGAUGCUGACAUUAACGUGACUAAGGCUGACGUGGAGAAGCGAAGUUCCCACAAGGCACGACAGCAAGCUCAGAUGAGGCACCAGAUGGCUGCUGACAGUAAGAGCGAUUACUCCGCCUACCUGCAAAAGUUCAACCAGGAGCAGAAUGAACAUUACUACACAGUUAUACCCAACAUAUUCCAGAAACUUCAAGACAUGGAGGAGAAAAGAAUUGAUAGGAUAGGAGUGUGCAUGAAGACGUUUGCAGACGUGGACCGCCAAGUGCUGCCCAUCGUGGGAAAAUGUUUAGACGGCAUGACGAAAGCUGCGGAGUCCAUCGAGCCCAAGACUGACUCGAAGCAGGUGGUGGAGUCCUAUAAGUCUGGGUUCGAGCCCCCAGGAGAUGUGGAGUUUGAGGAUUACGGCCAGGCCAUGAAGAGGACGGCGUCUGACACCAGCCUGUCCAACUCCAGAGAUGUCAAGGAGAAGCCCAAGGAGAAGAGCAAGGGCAAACUGUGGCCUUUCAUUAAGAACAAGAACAAGCUUAUGUCCCUGUUAACGUCCCCCCACCAGCCCCCACCUGCCCCCCCAGCCUCAUCCCCGCCCUCACCCUCUGCUGUUCCCAACGACCCCCAGUCUCCCAAGCAGCACAAGGAGCCCCUCUCCCACCGCCUCAACGACUUCAUGACCUCCAAACCCAAAAUGCAUUGCCUCCGGAGCCUGAGGCGAGGGCAGCAAUCCCCGCGCUCGCUCAUUUGUCACAAAGAGCUUAUGAAGAGGACUCUGGGUCGGCCCACAUAUGCUUUCGAAGCCAGGCAAUAUGUUCUUUCUCUCAAGCUGAUCACACUCAAUUCCCACGUCCGGAAUCUCAUUGAGGGCUCCGGACCAGAGGACUUCAGCCACCUGCCACCAGAACAGAGGAGGAAGAAGCUGCAGGGCAAGAUAGAUGAACUCAAUAAGGACAUUCAAAAAGAGAUGGACCAGAGGGAUGCUCUAACUAAGAUGAAAGACGUGUACGUGAAGAACCCUCAGAUGGGAGAUCCGGCCAGUGUAGACCCUCGGCUAUCAGAAAUAGGCCAGAACAUCGAGAAACUUCAGUUUGAAGUGCAGAAAUUUGAGGGCUGGUUAGCAGAGGUGGAGGAAAGGAUGCCAUCCAAGAGCGAUACACACCGGAGAAGUGGACUCUAUGAGACCCAGAACAACACAACAGUGAGCAACAACUGUGCGCAGGACAGAGAGAGGCCUUUGAGCAGCCCGGAUGGCAGCUACACAGAGGAGCAGAAUUCAGAGACUCAGGUCAAAGCAAACAUCAACCCCAUCCCCCCCACCUCCACCACGCCAGAGUUUGACGAUGAGUUUGACGAUGAGGAGACCCUGCCCACCAUCGGCACCUGCAAAGCCUUGUAUCCAUUUGAAGGUCAUAAUGAAGGCACCAUCUCAGUGGCAGAGGGCGAGCUGUUGUACGUCAUAGAAGAGGACAAAGGAGACGGCUGGACACGAGUGCGCAGGAACGAGGACGAGGAGGGAUACGUCCCCACAUCCUACGUCGAGGUCUUUUUGGAAACAAAUGCCAAAGAUUCCUAAAAGUGUGAGGCUGGCUGAGGAAUGGCAGGGCAAGCAGCCUCGGAGAAACCACCAUGUUCCUCACGUGCUCACAGUCAGAAAGUGACAGAUGACCCCGAAUCUAUAAAGAGAAAGACGGCCGAUUUAGUACGCAUCUCAAUUUCCAAACCAUUACAAAAACUUAUCGGCAGCGCUGUGCUUCCCCCGCAGAACUCUGCGACGUGAAGCCACGAUAAGAGAAAUCCAUCUAAAUUAUAGAGCUCAUAACCUUUUCCAUUCUUAACACCCAUACAGCAGUCACAACCACAGUAUCCAAUUUGCUUUGUGUUGUUUUCAGCAAAGCUUUGCUUCUUAAUGUAACUAACUCCGCUUGCACCACGCGCGGUCAUGAACGUGGCUGUUGGCUUCCUCGCUCUGAACGUCCCCCCCCUACCCCCUGGCUCUGCCACUUCUCUUUCUCCUUACCUUUGCCCCCAUUGCACACACACACAUGGCAGAAGGUGUGGUCAGAGACAGGACGGAGACCAGCGGGAGCCUUACGGACACGAACACCUUCAUCAAGCGGUGUGUAUGUGUGUGAGUCAUGAACUCCUCACUCACUCUCUGACUCAAAAAAAAAACAAACACCCAGGGCUUAUCUACCUUCAUCUGGGGCUUUAAAUAUCUCACCCUCCCACUAAAGCUCCAUAUUUGCAGGUUUCAGAAGAAGUAAAGGUGCUAAUCAUCUAUCUGUGUGUUCUGUACUUCUGGUUUACGUUCUGUGUUUGUCUGAGCUGAAUGCUUGUACGUAUGUCCUGUUCUAAAGGUGUUGUAAUGUCGCAUUCUCUCCACACCACCCCGAUCACCCCUACAUAUCCAGGAGCAACUGGGGGGAAAAUGGAUCGUUCACCAUUUCAUUCUACACUUCCUGUCUUGUCACUGGUGUCUCCUCCUCUCUCUGACCACACCCUCCCUCACCUCCACAGCCCUUGUCCCAAUGCGGCUCAGGCUAUCCCUUCUUGGCUGCUUUGAGCGGAGUGCCCCCCCCCCCCCCCCCCUUUUUUUUUUUUUUUUUGCAACAGGGGGCCUCUCAGCGUUGUGGUGUGCUGCAUGCUUGCCCUGUCUUCCUCCUUGCCCCUCUGCUGGCAACCUGGAGUAGGUGGUCGGGGUGUUGGGUCAGCUUACGCCCCCUCCUUGCCUCCAGCCUUUCUGUUCAGUUAACCCUCAUUGCCUGGUCGUACUGUUUUGAAUUAACCUGAAUGCUACUGUUUGGGUUCGGUGCCUGUGGUUCCUUUUUUUUAUUUAAUAUAUCUCUUUUCUUUUGGUUCAGAAAGCAUGUUUUUUAACAGCGAGCGAGUGAUCUCCUCCCAGUGUUCCCCAGUUUACUCUCAAAAGCUGUCAGUAAAGGACGGUAGGGACCCGAAACGUUGCUUUCUGAAUGAUCUUAUGCAUAGCUAGGUCAUGGAUGUCUUGUGCAUUUGUUUUACUGUAAGUACACAGUACGGUAUGUUUGUAAAAAAAAACUGUUAGUAUUGUUAUGUUUUGAUCAGAGUGUCUAACGCAAGUUGUUGUUAGUUUACAGUUAAUCAGCCUUGUGGAAAUGUCUCCGCUCGGUCCAAGCAACCCAAAAAUACAACCUAUGAAGAUAUGAUUUACACCUGAUGUUAACUGUCUACUGUAUAUGAAAAUAUACUGUGAUCCAUAUUUUCCUGUGAGUUUGUGACUGAAUUGUGACCCAGAAUCACCUGUUUUUGGGCCUUAACUCAAAAGGAUAAUGUCAGCUGUGGUAUGAUGGAAGAAUUAAGAUGUGAUUAUCUCAAAAAAGUUUGGGGGCAAAUUUCAGAGUUUUUAUAAUCAUACAAUAUGUCCACUGCCCCCCCCCCCCCCCUUCUGCUCAAUGGCACAUAAUGUACGUGAUUUUAACUUUUUUUUUGUUUUAUAUUUGAUGAUGAUGAAUUCAGCUUUUUGUUUUUGUUUUUUUUGUUUUUGUUUUUUUUUUUUAAGCUGGAAGUCUAUGAUGUAGCUUAUUCUGCCUGAAUGGGACUAAAAUCCCUGCAAACUGCAAAUAUGAGUAACAAUGAAAUUGUUUUGAAUGAAGCCAUUCUCAUAGAUUCAUCUGAUGCAGCAUGUUACGAACACUUCUCAAACGCAGGAGUGACGAACAUAUUGACCAUCUGGACUCUUGAUGGAAGGAAUGAUCAAAUCUCUGCUGAAUGAAGCCUAAAAGUACCAUGUUUGCUUUUCCACCACCCGUCGCCCGAUAUGUCGAGAUAUGAAACAAGCCACUUUUGUUCAUUACAUUUUUUUGUUUUCAGUGAUGAAUCUGAUGAGGCCCAGUUCACCGCUUUGAGCGCAGCAGUAGCUUUAUAGUAGCCAUCUGCCUGCCAGUGCUCUGCAGUCAGACCACCACAAACCUUUGAGUCGAUGCCCCAGAAUAACCUGCCUGUACAGCGGAAAUGGCACGUUGGAAUUAGAGAGAAUAUAUAUGAAUAUAUAAAUAAAGUUUAAAAAGGAAAACAUCUAUUUUAACUAUUGAGGGUCUUACCAUUACUUUAUCUGCUUUGCAAGGUAAGACUUUUUUUCCUUUGUAAGGUCUACCAAAUGGUGUGUUUUUGCACUUUUUCGUUUGUGUUCCAUUUGGUAGCCCAUGCUUGUGUUUUGGAGCACUGAAUACUUUGUAUUGUGUUUACCGUGCCAAUUAAAUAUGCCUGGAAAGUUAA
Molecule: messenger RNA, 4790 nt
Organism: Epinephelus lanceolatus (giant grouper)
Lineage: Eukaryota; Metazoa; Chordata; Actinopteri; Perciformes; Serranidae
Source: RefSeq, a predicted model, not a curated record